CUGGCUGUGACUGGCUGUGACUGCUCCCUCUCCCUUUCCCUCUGUCCCACUCCCAUUUAAAGCUGAGCUACAUUUAACUCAUUCACCGAUUCCAAAACAGCCUUACCAGACCCAAGAGCAAUCAUGGACCAAGUUGAGUUCAGUGGUGGGUUGAUGCAUAUUAAGGACCAUAGCUCAGGACACUUGUCUCAGGAAACAGUCAAGAAGCUGAUCCAGAAGUCUCAGGAGGCAAAGCAGCAAGCCUACUGUCCUUACAGCAACUUCAGAGUGGGAGCUGCUCUCCUGACCCUAGACAACUGUGUGAUUACAGGUUGCAAUGUGGAGAAUGCAUGUUACAAUCUGGGUGCAUGUGCUGAAAGGAAUGCUAUCUCAAAAGCAGUGUCAGAAGGCUACAGAAGUUUCAAGGCAAUUGCAAUUGCCAGUGACCUGAAAGAGAAGUUCAUCUCCCCCUGUGGUGGCUGCAGGCAGUUCAUAAGAGAGUUCGGAUUAAACUGUGAGGUGUACCUGUCAAAGCCUGACGGCUCGUACCUGAAGAUGACUGUGGACGAGCUUCUACCUGUCUCCUUUGGGCCUGAAGAACUGUCCAUGAAGAAAGUGUUUGACAUUCCUGAGUACUGAGCCUGUGUUGUUGUAUGAAACACACACAUAGACACAAGUGUUGUUCACAUGCAUGGUGUAUAAUUAAAAUGCUGCCGAAAGUUAAUGUUAAGCAGGAGUUCUAUUUAUGGCACAUUUUUGCUCUUUUUAUUAUCUGCUGAACAUCACAUAUUUACAUUUACUUUAUAUAUACACUCUUAUACACAUGAAGCUAACUGUUAAACUAUUAUUAACUGGAAAAUGCAUUAAGUAGUGAUCCAUGUACUUACUUACAUUAACAUAUUAAAUGCUGUAUUGUUUUAUACAAAUAUUUGGUUUGAGGAGGCAUGAUAGAAAAUGACAUAUCAUAACCACACAUUUUAAUAAAUAACCG
This is a messenger RNA of Anoplopoma fimbria (sablefish), 970 nucleotides long. It is a transcript of the gene cdab, whose product is annotated as cytidine deaminase b. The record is from RefSeq and is a predicted model, not a curated record. Gene Ontology annotation, molecular function: zinc ion binding; cytidine deaminase activity. Gene Ontology annotation, cellular component: cytosol. NCBI's taxonomy places the organism in Eukaryota, Metazoa, Chordata, Actinopteri, Perciformes, Anoplopomatidae. The transcript is spliced from 4 exons. The coding region runs from base 124 to 618 and encodes 164 amino acids.